Molecule: messenger RNA, 1049 nt
Organism: Diaporthe batatas
Lineage: Eukaryota; Fungi; Ascomycota; Sordariomycetes; Diaporthales; Diaporthaceae
Exons: 4
Coding region: 1-918 (305 amino acids)
Source: RefSeq, a predicted model, not a curated record
AUGACUGUUCGAGGGAUGAACAUGAGUGACUCCCGAGCGGCUGUUUUGGAAGGCACAGAAUAUUGCAGGGGCCUGCCCAAACGCCUGGAUAAAGUUGCCCCUGGAGCCCGUAACCUUCUCACCUCCAUACACCGCGCCUUUGAAUCCCUUCCUGUAGGUUCACAAUCAUCCUCCGGAGAAAUCCUCCUUCGACCCCAAACUGCACAGAAAUACACGAUGCGCUGCUUCAUGGCUGUUGUCACCAUCCUCAUGGCCGUGAUGGUCAACAUGGCGAAUACCACGCCUCUGAUCCAAGCCACAGCCAUCAUCCUGGCCACAGCCCUCGUGGGCGUGGCCACACCCUCUGGCUUCCAGCACUCCGUGAUGUCCGCCCCCGACUCGGCCGGCCGCGUUGCAGUCGAAUCCAGCCCGGUGAUGCAUCGCCGGACCAAGGACACCGGUGGCUGCUUCCACAGUUCGAACCACACUUCCAUCCCCGACAACGACACGUCCGCCUGGAUCCCAUGGAUCGCGCUUGCGUCGCCGGACGAGCCGACUGCACAGAAGGCGCUAUCUGACACUAUUUCAGCCCUGUGCCGGAGAAACAGUGCUACGAUCUUGACCCGUGGCAUACCUUACACUCACUGCCAGCCCGAUGACUACAGCAACGGCACGUACGCAGUCAUGGCGCAGAUGACGUACCUCGGCCCCAGGGACAUGUUCGACAUGCGCGACACCUACGACUACCGGUGCUGCCUGGCGGCGAUAAGCCUGACCGAGUACUGCGAGUACGGCGGGGCGCUGGACCUCGCCUUUGACCUGGGUGGUGGUCCCAACAACUCGCACUCUUGGAACGUACGAGCGCGGCCCAUCGUGGGACCCUGCCCGGACUGCACCGGGGGCUUACUUGGUGGGGACGGAAAGUGCCGUGAUUGUUGAGAGCCGUACGGAUAGAGACCGGGGCCCUGGUGAGCUUGAAGGAUGGGCUUGAAUGGACCUGGGACUGAAUAGCCCAGUCUCCCAGAAGCACUUGACUCUUGAGUAGAGGAAUCCAUCUGGCGUUGUCUUGA